Molecule: messenger RNA, 1043 nt
Organism: Zingiber officinale
Lineage: Eukaryota; Viridiplantae; Streptophyta; Magnoliopsida; Zingiberales; Zingiberaceae
Product: WRKY transcription factor 22-like
Exons: 3
Coding region: 217-897 (226 amino acids)
Biological process (GO): regulation of DNA-templated transcription
Cellular component (GO): nucleus
Molecular function (GO): transcription cis-regulatory region binding; DNA-binding transcription factor activity
Source: RefSeq, a predicted model, not a curated record
UUUCGGCGCCGUGGAAGCAAUAUUGCGCACACUCUUCCUUUUUUGACUUGAGAACGCCAAACUUAGUGGUAGAUUAUCGUCUUAGAUUGAGUAAAUCUAUCCCCUAGGUACUUCCCGGAUUUCUCUCUCAAUAUGACUUCAUCUCUCUACCUCACCACCACCACCUCAUCCAUUAUAAAUUCUGCACUUCCCUUGCUUGGCUAAUUCAACUCUCUCAUGGUCAUGGAUGACAACAAUUGGGAUCUACACGCCGUGGUCAGAGCUGCCAGCUCCUUCGCAGAGGAGGAGGAGGAGGAUGUCGUACAAGUUUCAAAUGACAAACUUUUCAGCGUCUUUCAUGAGCUACAGGAUCUCUGCAAGCCUACGGAAUUCCACCUACAACAGCAAGCGCCGCCGCUUGAUCUCUCCCUCACAGCUCCUCUGCUCCCUGCUCGGCGGCAGCAGAGCAGGGGAGCCCAUCUCUCUAAACGAAGGAAGAAUCCUGUUAAGAAGGUGUCUUGCCAAGUACCGGCCAACGGCGUCCACCCGGACCGAUGGGCGUGGAGGAAGUACGGGCAGAAGCCCAUCAAAGGCUCCCCUUAUCCACGGGGAUACUACAGGUGUAGCAGCUCCAAGGCUUGUGAGGCAAAGAAGCAGGUGGAGCGAAGCAGGGCGGAUCCGGAGAUGUUGCACAUCACCUACACGGCGGAGCACAACCACCCCGUCCCUACGCACCGGAACUCACUCGCCGGAACCACUCGCCAGAAGCCGAUAGACGCCGUCCAAGCACCGGCGGGCGGUGACUUGGACUUUUUGACCGAGAGAGGAAUAAGCUUCGAAGACCAUUUGCUCACUUGCUCCGACGUGGUGGCUCCGGUGCCGGCAGACGGUCACUCAUUUUCCGAUUACUUGAUUUAAUUUUAAUUUGCAGCCGAACUUGCAACGAGAAUUAGUCAAUCUUCUGGAGAAAGUCAACCCAAACAAACUGCUCUUACUUUUCGUUUCAAGUUAAUUAAAAUUAUUUUAAUAUAAUUAUAGUAAUUUUAAUCGGUCAAAACUACGAA